ACAUUACAAAUCUAUUAUGAAAAUUAUGAAAGAAUUCUUUUAUCUUAUACAAUUUAUAUUAAUUUAUUAUGUAAUUAAGAUCAAUUGUAAUAUCAAUUCAAAAUCAAUAAAUCAAUCAAUUAAAUAUGAACCAAAUUGGGAUUCAUUAGAUAAACGUCCAUUACCAAAAUGGUAUGAUGAAGCUAAAAUUGGUAUAUUUAUACAUUGGGGUGUAUUUUCUGUACCUAGUUAUCGGACUGAAUGGUUUUGGUGGAUGUGGCAAGGUGAUAAAACAGCAAUGCCUGAAAUACCGGAAUACAUGCGUAAAUAUUAUGAACCAGAUUUUGCAUAUGCUAAUUUUGCAAAACAGUUUCAUGCGGAAUUUUUUCAACCUGAUAAAUGGGCUGAUUUAUUUCAGAAAUCAGGGGCACGUUAUGUAGUACUUACUGCGAAACACCACGAAGGCUUCUGUAAUUGGCCGUCUACUAGUUCAUGGCAAUGGAAUUCAAUGGAUAUUGGUCCAAAACGAGAUUUGGUCGGUGACUUGGCCACAUCUAUUCGUAAAAGAACUAAAUUGAGAUUUGGUAUCUAUCAUUCAUUAUUUGAAUGGUUUAAUCCAUUAUAUUUGCACGAUAAAGCAAAUAACUUUACAACACAAACAUUUGUUGAACAAAAAACAAUGCCAGAAUUAUAUGAUUUAGUAUUACGUUAUAAACCAGAAGUGAUUUGGUCUGAUGGUGAUGCUGGUCCAGAUACUUAUUGGAAUUCAACACAAUUUCUUACUUGGUUAUAUAAUGAAUCACCUGUAAAAGAUACAGUUGUUACAAAUGAUCGUUGGGGUAAUGGUUGCACAUGUAAACAUGGAGGUUACUACUCAUGUGAUGAUCGUUAUCAUCCUGGUAAAUUAGUGAAACAUAAAUGGGAAAAUUGUAUGACAUUAGAUUGUUGUUCAUGGGGGUUUAGAAGAGAAAUAACUUUAGAUAAAAUAUUAACACCAGAACAACUUAUUUCUGAAGUUAUUGAAACUGUUACUUUUGGUGGAAAUAUUCUCAUUAAUGUUGGUCCAACUUCAUGGGGAACAAUUUCACCUAUUUAUGAAGAACGUUUAUUACAAUUAGGUGAAUGGUUGUCUAUAAAUGGUGAAGGUAUUUACGCUACUCAACCAUGGAGAAUUCAAACAGAACCAAAUUAUGAUUUUGUUUGGUAUACUUAUAAACCAGCAUCGAUUGAUAAGAACAUAAAUGAAUAUAUGAAAAUGCCAGUUUUAUAUUUAUUUAAAAGAAUAUCUUUUAUUAAACAAAAUCCAUCUAUAGUAUAUGCUCAUUUAACAAAAUGGCCAAAUAGAUUUUGUAACAAUUUAACAGAAACAUUAUCAUUAACAAUGAAUGAUCAAUCAAUAAAAACAAGAACAUACUGUAAAAGAGAAUUACUUUUGGCAUCUAUUAAUGCUCAUCCGAAUUUAUCUAAAUUUACUUUAUUAGAUGGAAGUUUAACUGGUAUUCAAUUAUCUUUUCAAAUCAUGAAUAAAACUACGAUGAAUGGUGUAAUUAUUAAUUUACCUGAUUUAAUUAUUCAUAAUGAUAAUAGAAAUAUAUUGAAAUAUGCAUGGACAAUACGUAUGAUAAAUGUGUUUUAAUAAUUUAUUGAUCUUGAUUUAUGAUUUGAUUCAAAACAAACAAAAAAAUAAACAAGCAAACAAACAAACAAAAAGUGUAAACAGUUUACAAAUGUUAAUUUCAAAUUAUUUGAGCAUUAGGUUAAUUGUUUAAAACAAUUGAAAAUAACAAUAUUAUUAGUAGUAUCUCAAGAAAAAGAGGUUAAUAUAAAACACAAUUAACAGAGAAUAUACGAGGGUAAAUAGGGGGAUUAUACUUUAAUAAUGAUCAUCAUACAAUCUGAUUAGUGACAUAUUGAGGAAUUAAAAAAAUUAUUUACACUAUAGUUGUGAAAUGUUAAAAAUUCAAUUUUCGGUGAGACUAUAAUUUAUGGAUGAACCAAUCAGAUUUAAGAUAAAAGGCUUUGAAUUUUAGCUCGAAAUUAAUUCAUUCAUUUAGCUAAAGAGUUUUAUCAUUAUAGCUUAUGUCAGUUUGUGAUGGAAACCCUAUAUCCAAUUCCUAACCCUAACUAUGAACUGUAAAUAUUAAUUCUAAUUCUUCACACUGGUUUAUAACUUUCAUUUAACCGUAGUAUGUAGGUGAACAUUGUUAGGGUUCCUUUAAAUUAUAGUCUCACCGUUUUGUUUUAAUUUUAAAGACUUGUUUAUUUAGUAUCAUUUUUAUAUGUACUUGGAUUAAUUUGGUAUGAUCAUAAGAACUAUAUAAUUUAUAGACUUUUGAAUUUCUUGUUUCUAUGUAAAUCGAAUAAAAAUUUCAAAAUUAUGCUUCUUUUUUUCUUUAAAUAAGUUUUUCUGUUUUUUUUUUGUUUUUUUUUCUUGUAUGUAUUGUAAAGUUUGGCUUUUAAGGAGAAAUUCGAUUUUUCAUAAAAACCAAGCCUUCGAAAACAUGAUUUUCUGUAGUUUUUUUGUAUCACAGAUUAACAUUAUUUAGAUCGGUAGUGGAGGAUAGGACAGUUUUGUCUUAAUAUAAAGCCAUUGUGUACUGUACACUCACAACCCCACUGUAGGUCGGAGCAAAGACCUACUAAUAUGCAGAAGAUAGCUUGUCUCAACCUAGAUUAAGGCCUUGAUAAUUUGACUGACUGGUUUAACCUGUAAGCUAGUAUGUUUAAGUCCGAAAAGAGACUAACUGCCUCGAGUAGAGACGAAAACUAUUCUAUCACGUGAUUGUUUGACAAGCACACGUGAGAGAAAACGAGCCAACUGGAAUACUACUCGAUUUAGUUCUGAUUACGAUUUAUAACUCCGAUUCGGUUAGUACAAAAAAUAUAAAUAAAUAGAUCAAUAACAUGACCACAACUCACAAACAACCAGAAAAACACAGUUAUCUCCAAAAUCGGGGAUUAGGGUAGAAAAUAGAGUACAAAAGACUACGUUUAAAUUACAAUAGUUUCAGAAUAGAGAAGGGUAUGGCAGCAAAUCAUACAUCAAACAAAAGCUUAUGGUUUGUAGAAUAAACUAGGGUCAAAACUGAAUGUUAGUGUUUAACAAGCUUUGAAUUAAAUGAAAUAACGUCCGCAAAAAUAGCUUUCAUUGUUUGUCAAGGCUUCUUCCACAUCAGUGAUGAUUAAUAAUGAAAACUGUUAGGCUAGGCUCAAGUGGUAUACACUUACAAAUUCAAUUCAGUCAAGAUGUGGCGUAACAGCCAUUCUAUGAGAUUGAUAACAACUGUAUAAGUACAGAUAUUUUUGUACUCGGUUGUUGACAACUUUCUCCCAGUACUUCAGGAUUAAAAGCUUAGCAUUCAGAUAGUUAAAUAAUCGGUAGUAGUAUUAUCGGAUUCACCAGUUGUUGAAAGUAUAGUUAACAAACAUAAAUUCAGAGAUUAGAUCAGUAAAACAAUCAGAUUUAAUAGAGCACACUACGUCAUUGAGCUAAAAAAAUAUAUUCCGAAAUUUAGCCAAUUCGUUAUUUAAAAUCAUCAGUGAGCUUUUGUUUUAC
Molecule: messenger RNA, 3535 nt
Organism: Schistosoma spindalis
Lineage: Eukaryota; Metazoa; Platyhelminthes; Trematoda; Strigeidida; Schistosomatidae
Source: the annotation of a GenBank genome assembly